AUGGAUCAGUCAGACAACGCAGAAGUAUUAGAUUUAGACCAGUGGCCCAGCGCAAAGGCUUUCGUCGCCCGCUGCGCCGAGUUCCUCGCCGAAGUAAAAGAUCUAACACCCGGAAAAGAUCUAGAAGCCCGGCUGAAUGCGUCCUAUGGCCCGGGAACCCCGCACUACGAGGCCUUUGUUGCCGCCAUCCGCGCCGGCCUCCAGGAAGGAUGGGUGGCCCAGACGCCCAUCUCAGGCCCAGACUACCGCCGCGGCAAGAUAUGCCUGCCGUCAGCAGAGACACGCUUCUUUAGUAUCACCACUGUCUAUAUGAACAGUCAGGAUGUCUUUCGGGGCCAGUAUCACGCGCAUCCGUACGGCGAGAUCAACUGCGUAGUGCAAAUCGACGACUCGGCAGAGCUCAUGGGCAUGCAAGGUUGGCAAGGCGCUGGGUGGACGUCGCCUGGCCCUGGUACGCAUCAUUAUCCAGAGGUUAGAGGCGGCGCGCUUGUUGCGCUCUUCUUUCUACCAGCAGGUCGUAUUGCCUACACGGCGACGCCCGAUAUGCCACAGCCUGUAAGUCUAUGA
This is a messenger RNA of [Torrubiella] hemipterigena, 567 nucleotides long. Lineage: Eukaryota; Fungi; Ascomycota; Sordariomycetes; Hypocreales; Clavicipitaceae. The record is from the annotation of a GenBank genome assembly.